This is a messenger RNA of Xenopus laevis (African clawed frog), 4220 nucleotides long. RefSeq names its product protein kinase X-linked L homeolog (gene prkx.L). Gene Ontology annotation, cellular component: cAMP-dependent protein kinase complex; cytosol. Lineage: Eukaryota; Metazoa; Chordata; Amphibia; Anura; Pipidae. The transcript is spliced from 9 exons. The record is from RefSeq and is a predicted model, not a curated record. Gene Ontology annotation, molecular function: ATP binding; protein kinase activity; nucleotide binding. The coding region runs from base 839 to 1960 and encodes 373 amino acids.
UUAUGUUACACAGGAACCGCCCCUUUCGGCUUCUUUUCUUGUCUGACUGCAGUUUGAAUGUGCGGCGAGGGGGGAGGUGACGAAAACGGCCGGAGAAAGUCAGCCGGCAGCCAAGCUCCGUGGAACAAAGAGUGUUCUUGUUGGAGCCUCCCAGGCGAGUUACAGGGAAGUGCGAGACGGUCUGGAGCAGCAGCAGGUGAAGAGACCAAAAGCUACUGAGCCAAGUCCGGCUGCAAAUAGAAGAGCGAGUCUCCUUCCCCAUUCCUUUCUUUGGUUUCGCGUCAUCCUCCCGAAGCCUCGCAGCCAAUCAGACGUCGGCUAAGGGCCGGUCGUAGUCGGCGAUUGGUCAGUUCGGGCUGCCGUGGGGUGGACUGGGCACGAAGUGGAACGUGGGUGCUGCUGUUUCUCUUGCCGUACUAUAGGUGUUCAGUGGCACGCUGGGUGCCGAGUGCCCUGUCGCUGGCUUUGGUGCUGGGAUACGCCGGGCGCCUGAGGACGGGUGAGAAGCUUGCGUACCAACGUGAGGCGCAUUUUACUGCCAGCUGCUUCACAUUUUCUACACGCAAUGACGGCUGCCAGUCGUAGAGAGCUCGCUGCUGCCAGUGCCAUCUGGGCGCACCCGGGGAUGCCAGAACAACAAUAAGUUUUCAGCAUUUCAGCUUUGUUUUCCUGAUGUCACUUUGUCCAGCUCCUUGUGUUUGCCCUCCAAGCCGGGCUGCCAGGCUACAUUACCCACUGCUCGUCUAAAAGCUGGGCUCUCCUCCCUUCUUGCUCUCUCUUUGGCCCCUGCCUUUAUUCUAUGCAGACAUUGUAGCACCGGGGCACACGUUGGUUCCUGAUGGAGCAGGCAGCAGCUGUGACAGUGAAAGCCAGGUCUGGCUCCAGAAGUGCAGCUGGUAAGGGGAGCUGUGAUGGUGGGGUUGCUAGCCCCAGCUCUGGUUGCCUUGGACUUUCUGGAUGUGGCCAAACUGGGCACCCUUCCCCACCGCCCUUCCCUGAUCCACAGCCGCAGUACAAACUGGACGACUUUGAUACAGUGGCUACAGUCGGUACAGGCACAUUUGGAAGAGUGCACCUGGUAAAAGAGAAAAUAGGCAAGCAGUACUUUGCGCUAAAAGUAAUGAGCAUUCCGGAUGUGAUUCGUCUCAAACAAGAACAACAUGUACACAAUGAAAAAUCUGUCUUGAAAGAGGUUAAUCAUCCGUUCCUAGUCAAACUGUUUUGGACCUCACACGAUGACCGCUUCCUAUACAUGCUGAUGGAGUAUGUACCUGGUGGAGAACUUUUUAGUUACUUAAGGAACAUGGGACGGUUUAAUAACAGCACUGGACUGUUUUAUUCAACUGAAAUUAUUUGUGCAAUAGAAUACUUGCACUCCAAAGAAAUUGUUUACAGAGAUUUAAAGCCGGAAAAUAUUUUGUUAGACAAAGAAGGGCACAUCAAGCUCACAGACUUCGGAUUUGCAAAGAAGCUUUCAGACAGGACAUGGACACUUUGUGGGACACCCGAGUAUCUGGCCCCUGAAGUCAUUCAGAGCAAAGGCCAUGGAAGAGCAGUGGAUUGGUGGGCUUUAGGCAUUCUGAUUUUUGAAAUGCUUUCAGGGUUUCCUCCAUUUUUUGAUGACAAUCCAUUUGGAAUAUAUCAGAAGAUUCUGGCUGGAAAGAUAGACUUUCCAAGACAUUUAGACUUAUAUGUAAAAGACCUCAUAAAGAAACUUCUUGUUGUUGACCGAACUAGAAGGCUCGGAAACAUGAAGAAUGGGGCAGAUGAUGUCAAAAGGCACCGAUGGUUUAGAUCAAUAGACUGGGAUACUGUACCGCAAAGAAAAUUGAAGCCUCCAAUAAUACCAAAAGUAACCCAUGAAGGCGAUACAUCCAAUUUUGAAGCCUAUCCUGAAGAUGACUGGAACAAAGCACCACCUGUACCUCCAAAAGACCUGGAAAUGUUUAGUAGUUUCUAAAUAAGUUUUUAGAAAGCUGAAAGCGAAACGGUUGAAGACCUUUUAACAGAGGGCGAUGAAGAACGAUCAACACGAGUUCUCUGAAAAAUAGAUGGAAAAUACCUCUGUUAACAAUGCUUCAUGUUCAAAAGGGGAAGAGCCAUUGAUGUGCACAUUAGCUUAUUAGCAUAUAUUUCUCCAAAUGUGCACUUCUAAUUGACUUCAUACCACUGAUGUUUUGGGGCAUUCCAGUGCGUUGGGUCCAUAGUACAGGAGUACUCGGGUUGUUUAAACCACUUGACCAUUGCACCUAUUCAAAUACGAAUAGCCAAUAAAAGGUGAUCAACUCAGCUUGUACCUAUGAAUCAAAUGGCAUUUGUACAAAUCAUAGGCAUGGACGGUAAACUUCUUUGUUGAUAGAUUUCAAUUGCAGAAAUUCUGAAGCUAUUUGUGUCAUUUGUAGGUUUGAGAAUGGUAGCUCUGAAUGAUUUACUGUGCAUUUAAUUAGAAAAACGAGACAGUCAUAGUCAAAUAUAGAACCAAUAUAAGUUGACAGAAUUCCCUUUAAUAAUGUUCUGAUGUUAAUGUAUGUUCUGCCAAUUCAUAAGCCACCCAUUGCCAUCCCUAUUUCCAAAGUGUAUUGAUAGGAUCUGGGCAUAUUUUGGUGCAUAUUAAUAAAGUUGUGUAAAAAAAAAAAAAACAAUGUUCAAAAAAAAGACAUUGCUGCUUUAAUUGCAUGGUACAACUCAUAAAACAAUGUAUAUUUAUGAAGUGUGUAAUUAUUUGGGGCGAAUGUGUAGCUGAAUGCAAACUCUGGUAUAAAUUGGGAAAAUGUUAUGUAAAAGUGGCAUAAACAGCCACUUUUUAACACAUUUGAAACCAGAUUUUCAGCAAUAACAAGCAAAAUAUUACAAGCUAAAUGUUUCCCUUAAUGUCAAUGGACUAUGGCAGAUCUAGAGAGUGGUUGGCUAUAAAGUUGCUUAAAAUUAAUUGCUCUUAUAAAUACACAAUUACCUCCUUGUAAUGGAGGAUUUUAGUCAUCAUAAAGGAACGUGUAAAAUCAGGGGUAAGAAAAAGACUUCAGCUUUAUAAAUUCAUAAAUUCACCACUUAAUUGACACCACUUUAUGGCUCAAAAUAUUUUACACAACUUUAAAAAUAUGCCCCCCCCCAUGCAUAUAUAUAUAUAUAUAUAUAUAUAUAUUUCACAUGAUACAACAGUGCAUCCAAAAGCGAAGAGCCUCUCAAACUGCUUUUUAUCAACUAGGGAUGCUCCAAAUCCAGGAUUCGGUUCCAGAUUCGGCCGAGAUUCGACUUUUAUCAGCAGGAUUCGGACGAAUCCAAGUGCCUGGUGAACGGAAUCCAAAAAAUCCUCGGACGUACACAAUUUGUUUCCCUAAUUUGCAUAUGUAAUUAGGGUUCGGUAUUCGGCUGAAUUUUUCACAAAGGAAUCGGAUUCGCCCAAAUCCUAAAAUAGUGGAUUUGGUGCAUCCCUAAUCAAGACUAAAAAUAUCUGGGACUUAGUUGUAGAAAAUACUUGCUUUCCAGUUGCCACUUGAUAAUGAAAAGUCGGCCAUCUUUGCACGGUACCGAAAUGUAAGGGUCCACAGGGAUUUGCAUUUUCUUCCAAGUCAUUUAAAACCAUAUAGUUAUUCAUUUUUAUUUACAGUUAAAGUUUUAGUGGCAUGACCCCAUAUUUCUUGUAUUUUUUUAUUAGUACUAUUGCCGGCCUUCAAUUUUUAUUUUAAAAAGAAAACAUUAACUAAAUGUUUUAAUAUUUUUUUUUUUCCAUUUAAGGGAAAAAUUAUUAAAAUGGGGCUCUUAACCCUUUGUAGUGAGACUACUUUGCACGUAUCCAACAACCUGGUUUCCUUUCAGACAUUAUUUAACAAUUGGUACUGAACAAAUAAUAAUGUAAUAGUCAUGAGUUGACCGUGAAUUGAUUUCCUUACACAGGGAAACCUCAAUAAUAUAUAUAUUACUGGGAUGAUAAAUAAACAGACGGUGUUUACUUAAUAUACCAAAAUGUUCACAGCGGCAAUUUUGUCUUUUUUCAGCUCCACUGUAAGCCUUUUUUCAUUGGUGUUUAUGUAAACCUCAUAUAUAUAUUUGAAUGUGUUGAAAAGAGCACAAAUUUAGUAUGUACAUAAUUGGAAAUAUUAAGACUGAAACCAAGAUGUAAAUGUUUGUACUUUAAAAAGCCUGAGUUUUAUUUUUGAAAAUAAUGUGUUUGCAAUAUUUUGUCAGGGAGCGAAUAAAGAAAUGUUUUUUUUUUUUCUUCA